AUGUCUUCCCACAAGCCAAAACCCUAUGUUGACCGCGCAACUGCCCGUCAUGAUACCAGGUCCGACAGCCUAGAGGAUAACGAGUCCAGGUUAGCAGUGCGCCAGGGGCUAGGUUUAGAUGAUAGCGACGAAGAACUGACGGAAUUGGCGGUACCGUCUCCUGCUGCCAAUGAUGACGACCAACGUGACACAUACGAAGAGGAGGAAGCAAAAGCAAGGCGGAGUUCAUCCGUCCUGCAGCAAGACAACCAAGGCAACGGAGAGUUAACAGAGCUUGCUGUGCCUGCGCCAAUUUCCCAUCAUAGCACGUCUGAUGCAGAAGCGGAGGAUACUCGUUUCCGUUACGAAGGACUGACAGAGAAUCAGAAUUCUUCUUCUUCUUCUUCUUCUUCUUCUUCUUCUUCUUCUUCUUCUUCAGCAGACCGUGUCGAAGAACAACCAAUUCAACGAUCGACCACCAGGUACUCCGUCUAUGCAGAAUUCUGUACCAUCAGCUGGCUGGUGUUCUUCGCAAUUCUAGGCACUUUGGCUCGACUCGGCGUACAAGCUAUAUCGACUUAUCCGAAUACACCCUUCCUGUCACCAGUCCUGUGGGCUAAUCUAGGAGGCUCACUAUUUCUCGGGUUUCUGUUGGAGGAUCGGCGCUUGUUUCGCUACACCGUGGAAGCGAACGACGGUGAAAAACCCCUCACGUCUGAAAUAGACAGGGUAAAGAAGACGUUGCCAUUGUACAUCGGGCUGGCGACUGGCUUCUGUGGCAGCUUUACAUCGUUUUCAUCCUUUAUUACGGAUGCAUUCCUCGCGCUCUCAAACACCCUGGAGCCUCCGUCGGCGGCAGAGCCGUACCGUGUAUCACAAUCGCCCAUCCACGCCCGGAAUGGCGGGUUUUCUUUCAUGGCAACGAUCGGCAUUCUCAUAGUACAAACAGCUGUCAGUCUGGCAUCCUUGAAGACUGGUGCUCACAUUGCGGUAGCUGCCGAGCCCAUCUUCCCUAGUUUACCAGCCACAUUCCUCCACCGAUUCCUCGACCCCUUAGCGAUCCCGCUUGGAUGGGGCUGUUGGCUAGGAGCUGCGUUUCUCACUAUUUGGCCUCCGUCCGACGACUGGCGAUAUCGAGUAACGUUCGCUUUGGUGUUUGCCCCACCUGGUGCUAUUCUGCGCUUUUACCUCUCGAAACACCUCAACGCUCGUAUUCCGGCUUUUCCACUUGGCACAUUCAUCGCGAACAUCUUCGGUACUAUCAUCGAAGGUAUGUGCAUGGAUUUGCAACAUUCGAGCAUGGUCAUGGCCAAGGUGACCGGCUCGAAUUUGGCGGCUUGCGCGGCGUUGGAAGGUGUCAUGUCCGGUUUUUGUGGUUGCACGACGACAGUAAGUACAUGGGUGGCCGAAUUGAACGGGCUGAGACGCAGACACGCAUGGUUCUAUGGCCUGGUCAGUGUGACGAUUGCAUUGGCCAUUCAAGUGGUAAUAAUGGGUAGCAUGAUCUGGACGAUAGGCUAUGACCACCGCUGUGCGCAAAAUUCACCUUGA
This is a messenger RNA of Exophiala aquamarina CBS 119918, 1530 nucleotides long. RefSeq lists its product as uncharacterized. The transcript has a single exon. The record is from RefSeq and is a predicted model, not a curated record. Gene Ontology annotation, biological process: fluoride transmembrane transport. Bases 1 to 1530 code for a protein of 509 amino acids. Gene Ontology annotation, molecular function: fluoride transmembrane transporter activity. Lineage: Eukaryota; Fungi; Ascomycota; Eurotiomycetes; Chaetothyriales; Herpotrichiellaceae. Gene Ontology annotation, cellular component: membrane.